Molecule: messenger RNA, 2023 nt
Organism: Rubroshorea leprosula
Lineage: Eukaryota; Viridiplantae; Streptophyta; Magnoliopsida; Malvales; Dipterocarpaceae
Source: the annotation of a GenBank genome assembly
ACCAUCAACUGAAAAAGGUGAAGGAGAAGAUUGGGAAGGCAUUUGAGGGUGAUUGCAAGAUGGAAUAUGGUAAAUUAUGGGAUUAUGCUGCAGAGCUUCAAUCGAAAGACCCUGCUGCCACCAUCUUUAUAUCGGCAUCAAGACCAACUACAGAUUUAAAUCCUGUUUUCUUAAGGAUGUACAUAUGUUUUUCUGCAAUGAAGCUGGGAUUUGUAGCUGGCUGCAGGUGUGUUAUUGGUCUUGAUGGUGCCUUCCUUAAAGGAGCGUUCAAAGGAGUAUUGUUGGUUGCUGUUUCUAGGGAUGCAAACAACCAGAUGUAUCCACUUGCAUGGGCAGCCGUGGAAGGUGAAACCACAGAGACAUGGAUCUGGUUCCUUGAGGAGCUGCAAAAAGACAUAGUGAUUGGAUCAGGGAGUAAUUUCACAUUCAUUUCUGACCAACAGAAGGGCUUGAUACAUGCAAUUGAGGAUCUAUUUCCAGAUGCUGAGCAUAGAACAUGUGCUAAACACAAAUAUGCCAACUUUCGAAAGAAUAAUGGAGGCAAAGAAUUGAAGGUAGCAUUCUGGAGAUGUGUUAAGGCUAACACUGAACAUGACUUCAACAGGGCAUUAACUGAGUUAGGGCGUAUUAAACCAAGUGCAGUCCCUGCCAUCAUGAGCACACACCCUAGGUUUUGGUCAAAGGCUUUCUUCAAAGAAGAUAGUAAAUGCGAUGUUGUCGAUAACAACAUGUGCGAGGUUUUUAAUGGUUUAAUACUGGAAGCAAGGCACAAGGUCGUAUUCUCUAUGCUGGAAGACUUACGGGCAAUGUGUGGCCGGAGGACGGUGGCUAGGAGGGAAUAUGUUAAUAGGAAAUUUGUUAGGAAUUUUGGUCCCAAAAUUUGGGCAAAAAUUGUUGCUGCCCGAGAAGGUAGCAAGAGAUGCAGACUUUUAUGGCCUGGUGGUGACGGGUAUGAAGUUGAUGAUAAUGGGGAGGCAACUUAUAUUGUAAAUGUGGAGAGAAAGACAUGCACUUGCAGAGUUUGGAAUAUGACUGGAAUACCAUGUAGGCAUGCAGUUACUGUGAUCAACCAUAGACAAGAGAAUGAUGAGGACUAUGUAGCACACUGCUACAGCAAGCACAUGUUCAUGGCAAGUUAUGAAUAUGAAGUCCCAGUCAUAGAAGGAAUUAACCAAUGGAAGGAAACUAAAAUGCCACCUAUGCAACCACCAAAUCCAAGAAAGAUGCCUGGCAAGCCAAAGAAGAAACGACAGCUGGAAGAAUGGGAGGGGAAAACAUCUGUUGGCAGAAAAGGGAGGUUGAUGACCUAUCAAAAAUGCUUCAAAAGGGGGCACAACUCUAGGUCAUGUAAAGGAGUUCCACCAAACGUUCAAGAACAAAAUGAGGAUCAAGCAACUCCCCAAGAAGAGCAGCCUCAAGGUGUUGAUGAAAACAUUACAGCUAAUGUGGAAAACUCAAUGAGCCAAGUGGAGGAUCCUCUUAGUCAAGUUCUUAAUGAGACACCUACUCCAAAUAGAUUCAGGCAAACAGCAAAAAGAAAACAGGAGGUUGUAAGUGUGAAGGAAGCUCAAAAAAUGCACAGCCACGGAAGAGGGCUAAAAAGGACUGUGCAACAACAACCACAGGCCCCUCCCAAUCACAAGCAGCAACUACUUCAGUCGCCAAAGAUAAAAGGGAAACAACCAAAGAAGCCACGACAGCCAAAGAAGCCACGACAGCCAAAGAAGAAACCCUGAAUGGCUGCAAAUGCAUCAAAGUGAGAUUAAUGAAGAUUGAUUUUUUGGUAUUUUGUUAGGUUGAAUAUGUUGGGGUGAGCAUAUUUUGUGUGGAGUUGUCUUUUGUGUAUAACAAUUAUGGUUGGUUGGAAAAUGUAGUUAUUGGUCUAAUGUGUAGUCCAUUAUUGUAUUUUUUGCUUAGGAUUUAUUUGCAAAAUUUGCAUAGGUUUGUAUGUAUGAAACUGCAUUCAUGCAAUUGUUGUAAACACUGCAUGUUGGAAUGGUAUGCACUGUGUAUAAGUGCUUAU